This is a messenger RNA of Hemiscyllium ocellatum (epaulette shark), 3241 nucleotides long. Its product is annotated as protein FAM8A1-like. Bases 47 to 1054 code for a protein of 335 amino acids. NCBI's taxonomy places the organism in Eukaryota, Metazoa, Chordata, Chondrichthyes, Orectolobiformes, Hemiscylliidae. The transcript has 5 exons. The record is from RefSeq and is a predicted model, not a curated record.
CUGUGGUGUGGCCGCAGUGAGAGGUUCUUCACGGCUUUCAGUGACAAUGGCGGAGUGCAGCGGCCCAGACAGACAUAGGGAUAGGGGCGGAUCCUGCUCCUUCACCAACAACCCGGCUGGGAAAAGCCAGGGAGCCCCCGGGACUACGGUCGGCGCUGGGGAAUAUUGCAGGAAAGUGCAGGAGUGGCUGUGGCAGUAUUACAGCUACGUGCAAUGGCAGAGCUGGCUCAUGAUGAUGGCCCCUCUCCCUCCCUAUUACCCCUUCGUCAGCGGCGGGGCCAGGCAGAGCGAGGGGGAGGCAGCCGCUGCUCCCACUCCCGGAGUUAACAGUCCCUUCCCCCUCUACCCUCCCUACCUCGGCGUUCCCACUGUGUCGCCAGCCCCGGGUGAACAACCGCAGCAGCGGGAGGUGGCAACUGCUUCGGCGAGCGGCGUCAGGCUGCCAGCCACUAAUGCGCAGCAACAGGCAGCGAAUGUGCACCCGAGAGGGCGUGAAUACACUAUUCCAUCUCUGAUGCAUCGGUUCCUUGCAGAGAUGGUAGAUUUUCUGAUCCUGUUUCUGCUAAAAGCUAUUGUGGUGCUAACAGUGAUGCACAUCUGUGGGAUCAAGGAUCUUUCCAAAUUUGCUCUAAAUUACAUAAUUGAAGAAAUUGAUGAAGACACUUCUCUAGAAGAUCUUCAGAAAAUGAUGGCUGUAGCACUGAUGUACAGACUCUUGGUCUGUUUUUAUGAGAUUGUCUGCCUCUGGGGAGUUGGGGGUGCCACACCUGGCAAGUUUCUGCUUGGGUUGCGCGUUGUGUCAUGUGACAGCUCUGUGCUGGUUGCUCCUAACCGGGUAUUGGUGAUUCCAGCACAGAAUGUCAGCAUAUCAUCCCUACGAUAUAGUAGCUGGGACCAUUGUGGUAAAGAGAAGUGGAGGAAGAUAAAGACUCUGCAAGUGACUAUAAUUUUUUUACUCUGCUCCUCCCAUUUGCUAAGUUCUGCAUUAUUCAGAAGGAGAAGAAAAGACCCUUCGCUGUCUUCACUCCAAAGUAAUGGAUUUUUUGAGAACUAAGUUGGAAAUGAAUACAUAUAAAGUACCUACGAGGAUUUACAGGAAAUGAUUUGGUCUUGGGAAGUGCUUAAGUGUAGUCUUUAAAAUGUGGAUCUUGACUGACUCGCAGGUUGCACAUCAGAAAUAUGCAUAACUUUGAAAUUAAAGUCUCAAAAUCUUCCACAAAAAUUGCAUGGCUACAUUUGAGAAAUCUCAACUUUAAAAUUUACAAUUGCUGUUUUACUUCAGUCUCCUCGUCGUGACACUUCUAUUUGUGUGUGGCUGCUGCUUUAGAAACUUCUGCUAGGGAAGAAAACGACUUGCAGCUGAUCAACUUGAAACAAUAACCAACGUGUUGUUGAUAGCUGUCAACUUCCCUCCGGAAAUAUAACUGGACAAAUUGGAUUAGUGAAGAAGUUUUAAAUCAUGAAACCCUUCUACUAAAUAUUCAGAGGAAAAGCAGAUUUGAAAAGAGCAUACUUUCAAACCUACCUUGUUUUUAGCACAUUAAAGGUUUCAAUUGUUUAUAAAGUUGAUACCUGUUCUGCAAUAGUAAAUCCAUAUGCUCAGUAUUAGAAUUAAUUCUAUUCAGUUUGAUUCCCAAAGAUUAUGUAGGAAUUUUGAAAAAUAUACUUCAAGUAACAUGUUAUGACUCUUAUGUGCAAAUUAUAUUUUUAAAUGGAUGUUCUUGCAUACUUGUGAUUUGUUUUGUUUUUAAAAACAUUAUUAUUCUUUGCAUCCACAUUGAGUUGCUUUCAUGACUGAUUAUCUUGGCCCCUAAACCUACCACCUCAAUGUAAUAUGACUUACUCAGAAAACUCUUUACUACCGGUCAUGUGCUGUUUUACACAAGACAGCAUGUUGUCUUAUGCUGUCAUCAAUUACAAAUUCAUACUGAACUUUUUUUUGCUUGAACUGGUGAUCUAUAACUCAUGGGUAGAUUUCCAUUCGGUUUAACGUCCAUUCUCAGAUACUUUCCCAUUUAAUGGUCUGACCAAAUUAUCAUUCAUGCUUGCCAAAUGCCAAUUUAUUCUGUUAGACCCUAAAUGCUGUGACAAGGCAACUGUACUUUUCCCAGCAUUUAUGAUAUUUCCUGUUCACUCAUAUAAAAGUGUUAACUAACAUGUCUUGUUUAUGGAUAUGCAUUUAAAUAAUACAUCAUUGAGGUAUUUGGAGAUAUUUAAUGAACUUUUUGUCUGGUGACAUUGUUUAUUUUUCUAAUUGAGAUGAUCUGUGUCAAAUGGUCCAUGCAACUUCUUUUUUUCCAGGGAUACUUGAUUGUUGGUCAAUGAGAAUCCUACUUAAUGUUUUUGGUAGAAGAGAGAAAGCAAUUGAAGCAUCGCAGUUCAGGCACUUUACCUACAGCUCUGACCUGCGAUUAAAAAUUGAGCUACCCUUUUGUGAUAAUGACCAGUGUGGAGUGAUGCUCCUUGUGGCUACAGUCAGAACUGUAUCAUUUGUAUUUACAGCUGCAGUCAAUAUGAACUGUAAAGCUGGCCCUGCCAGUGGCACAAGUGGUCAGCUGUCUUUACUACAGAUUGUAAUACUAGCCUAAGUGAAGGCUGCUGUGCCAUGUUGUGUAGGAUCACAAAAUCUUCAUUCAGCCCUGCCUCCACUUUUCCAGUCAAGUAGCAGGUUUAGUUUUAUGGAUUUGACAAUUUUUGUACCAGCCACUUUUAUCUAAAAUCAUUUUUUUGCAAGGUUGAAACAUGUCAAAAAUAUACACGUUUUAAAAGUUAACAGCUAUUUUAUCAUCACAUGCAGUAAAUAGCUGGAGCUCUUGUGGCAUAGUAGUAGUGUGUCCACUUCUGGAUCAAAAGGCCAGAUUCAAGUCUUCUCUAGACCGGAGAUCUGUAUGACACAUCUGAACAGGUUGAUUUAAAAACACCAUUUUAUGCAGCUAUUUGCUAUUAAAUGGCCAUGUCUUUUUAAAUGUACCCCUUACCUUGCAUUAUCUUGCCUCAUCUUUUAACAAUGCUAAGACAAUUAUUGUUGAAGCUGAAUAUAGCAUUGAGUGUGGCCAACACCCAGCAUUCUUUACAAUGCUUCAACUGAGAAAUGUUGACUGAAUUAGGAAAUAUUUUCAAAUACUGACAGCAGUGUAGGCUGUGUCUGGGAACUCAACUGUUAUCUUGAAAGGUGUGGUGGUCAACCUUUUGCCGAAAUAAUUUGUAUACAUUACAAUAUUAAACUCAUGGUUAAUGCAGA